GAGGGAACAGAUUAGGGUUUGAUCGAUAAUGGAUCAGCAAGAAGAAACAACCGAACAAAUCAACAAAAAAAGAAGAAUACAAUCAACAUUAUCUUUUCCUCUCGAUCUCAUCUCAGAGAUACUCUCAAAGCUGCCUGCAAAAUCUGUUGGCAGGUUUCGUUGUGUUUCAAAGCUCGGGUCAUCAAUCACUACCGAUCCAUACUUCAUCAACAAGUUUGAAACUCGGUCCACAAAAGAGAAGCAAAGUCUUCUUGUCACUUUCAAAAGAGGUGACAGGUUGUUUGUUUUCUCGAUUCCGCAAGACCGCCAGUCUUCAGACGAGCCUCAUACAAUUCCUUCUCAGGCUGUUCACAGUUAUAAUAUGACAUACCCAAAAUCAUGUAGCUUCAUGCCUGGGGUAUCUGUCCACGGCUUGAUCUGCUGCUUUCGACGAGCAAAGAAACUCAUAUUCUGGAACCCUACAACGAGAAAGUUGUACACCCUAACCAAACCCGAAAAAAGCUGGAAGUAUGCAAGAUUCUUAUUGGGAUAUGAUCCAACUGAUGCUAAAUACAAAGUUUUGUGCAUUCGUUUUGAUGAAACCACUGACGAGGGUUCUGUUUUAACAUUGGGAUCAGCUCAAGAAUCAUGGAGAAGGAUCAAAACCAACCAUAAGCAUUGUGUUAACCCUUAUCCUGCCCACCAAUGCACUAACGGCUAUAUUUAUUAUAUAGCUUAUACUGACAAGACAGAUAGAAUUGGCUUUAUAAUGAGCUUUGAUGUCAGAUCUGAAAAGUUCCAUAUGAUAAAAUUUCCGUGGAAUGAUAUAAGGGAGUGUCGUGUAGUCAUAUAUCAGGGAAUGUUGGCUUGUCUUAGAAUUAAUCAUCCAGAUGGCAUGACAUUGUGGAUUUUACAGGAUGCAGAGAAACAUGUUUGGUCUCCUAAAAACUUUCUUGCGCCUUUUCAUUACUAUGAUCAGAGUUUGAAACUAGCUUGCAACUUAAUUGAUAUCACGGAUGCAGGCGAGAUUGUUUAUGUACCAGUAGGGUGUUCCAAAUCGUUUUAUGUUAUAUAUUAUGAUCCGAAGAGAAACAAGUAUCACAGAGUUGAGCAUAAAGGAAUCGCAGACUAUGAAUCAAGGCUCAAGAAUGGACUUGUAAAAAGUCGUCUGUUUAAAAUCCCUAUUGUCUCCAAUCACAUAGAGAGUCUCAUGUCUCUUUAACACUUGGAACGAUUUCUUUCUUUUUUUAAUCACCGGUAGAAUGUUGCUUACUUUAUGCAAUUUCUUAUUAUUUUUAUUUUUCUUA
Messenger RNA from Raphanus sativus (radish), 1286 nucleotides. Its product is annotated as putative F-box protein At1g50870. Gene Ontology annotation, molecular function: protein binding. The record is from RefSeq and is a predicted model, not a curated record. Lineage: Eukaryota; Viridiplantae; Streptophyta; Magnoliopsida; Brassicales; Brassicaceae.